Messenger RNA from Prunus armeniaca (apricot), 519 nucleotides. The record is from the annotation of a GenBank genome assembly. Lineage: Eukaryota; Viridiplantae; Streptophyta; Magnoliopsida; Rosales; Rosaceae.
AUGAAGGACAACAGUGACAUGGUCUUUGUUGGAGAUGGGUUCGUUGAUGGUGGCCAAGGCAUCGGCAAGAGAUUUGGCAUGGCGAAAGUAUUCAUCAAUGGACUAAGAGCCUUUUUACAUAUCUAUGAGUUGAAAACGAAGAGUGGUCUCACUAGCAGUAGAAGACUGAGAAAAAUCGUGUUGGAGACAAUUCCAAAUAUCACGGACAUAGUCACAAUCAACGUUGAGAUGAAGGAUAGAUUCAGUAAGUGUGCUGGUCAUGUAGCUGACAAUAAGUUGGUUUUGUUGAUACCACAGGUCAUAUUCGUGGUUAGAUUUGAGAGUAGGGGCGGUGGUGGUGGUUUCUUGAUCAGUGGUGGAAAGGGAGAUAGUGGCAGGAGGUUAAGGAUUAGGGCCAUCGAUAAAUUUCCGGAGACCAUGGCCAACAAGGAACGGUUUUAUUUGACGAAACCAAAUAAGAUAGUUGGAGUCGGAGAGUUUGAUGAAGUGAGAGGAGUUGGGGCUAGGAAGAGACAAUAG